Porites evermanni is the source of this 354-nucleotide messenger RNA. Lineage: Eukaryota; Metazoa; Cnidaria; Anthozoa; Scleractinia; Poritidae. The record is from the annotation of a GenBank genome assembly.
AUGAAGCCUCACCCUACUCCACCUGCUACCCAGUUGGCUUUAUGUCUAUACAGACCAGCACACAGGUGCACAUUUUUGACUGUUGGAGAUCUCUUUGGGGUUGGAAAAUCAACUGCGCACAUAAUUUUUCAAGAUGUUUGUAAGGCCAUUGUGGAAUGUUUGUGUGGGAGAUAUGUUUACCUGCCAAGAAAUCUGCGAGGGCGGAGUCAAGAACUGGAAUGUUUUCUGGCAAGUUGGGAUUUUCCUUGUGUUGGGGCAUGGGAUGGAUUCCAUAUUUACAUAAGCACUAAACGUAAGAACUUUUACAGUUACAAGAAGAUGCAUACAGUUACAAACAUGGGAUUCAUUGGGUAA